This is a messenger RNA of Xiphias gladius (swordfish), 2825 nucleotides long. RefSeq lists its product as uncharacterized. NCBI's taxonomy places the organism in Eukaryota, Metazoa, Chordata, Actinopteri, Istiophoriformes, Xiphiidae. The record is from RefSeq and is a predicted model, not a curated record. Gene Ontology annotation, molecular function: protein binding. Bases 1 to 2178 code for a protein of 725 amino acids. Gene Ontology annotation, biological process: protein homooligomerization. The transcript has 5 exons.
AUGCGUAGUAUGGACCGAGGAGAGGAGGAGGGAGAGGUGGACCCCUUCAGUAGCAGCAUCCGCGCUGGUCUGGAGUCUCACCUGGAGGGAGACCUUCAGCGGUCAGAGCGGAACAGGCUGAGCGAGAACACCCGCCUGGCCACCCGGUAUGCGGUGAGGAUCUUCAGGGAGUACCUCAGUGAGAAAGCCCAAAGUCCAGACUUUGAAACUCUGGAUAAGGAAGCGCUCUGUGCUGUGCUGCGCUCCUUUUACACGGAGGCGCGCUCCAAAAGUGGACAGUUGUACAGCAAGUCGUCCCUCAUAAGCAUCCGGAGCUCACUGAACCGGUACUUGAACGAGCCACCCUACUGCCGCACCUUGGACCUCACCAAGGACCCCGAGCUGCGCAGUGCCAACCUGACCCUGGCCGCGGUCAUACGAAGGCUAGAGGAGCAAGGUGCCGGUCCCGUGGUGCAGAAACAAGCCAUCACGCGCUCUGACCUGCGGAAACUGUACGAGUCCUCUGUGUUCAACAUCGACACGCCAUUUGGGCUGCUCAACAAAGUCUGGUUCGAGACCUGUAUGUAUUUUUGCACCAGGGGCCGGGAGAACCAGCGGGAGCUGGAGGAGGACUCAUUCGGCCUGGCCGUGGAUGAGGACGGGCGAAAGUUUGUCUAUUUUAAAGCUCUCGGGCCGUACCACAAGUCCCGCUCCGCCGCCUGGACCAAGAAGCGUCCGGACUCAGACGAGGACACCUUGCCGCGGAUGUACGAGACGGGCACCGAGCAGUGUCCGUACGCCAGCUUCGCCCGGUACGUGUCCAAAAGGAACCCGCUCUGCAGGGCGUUUUUCCAGCGGCCCCGGGACCACUGCUGCGCGAGCGACGUGACAUGGUACGAGAACAAAGCCAUCGGUAAGAACCUGUUGGGCACGAGGAUGCAGAUGUUGUCGCGCGCUGCCAAGCUCUCUAAGACUUACACUAAUCACUGCAUCGGCGCCGUCUCUAUAGCAACGCUAAACAGCAUCGUGGGCGCCGCGGGCUCUAGGCCUAAGACGACGCUUUACGUUGCCUCGGAAACGGUCAACGGUCACUCGAAGUCCCACCUGCAGCUCUUAAUACCGUACAUCCGCCGGGUCACAGACUCAGCGGAUCUGAAGCCGCAGCGACCAGCGGCAGCAGCGACAGCAACAACAAUAAACACACAUUUAACAACAACAACAACUCGGAGGGUCAGCAGCGAGGAGGACGCGGGGGCUCCUUCCGCUAAGAAGCUUUGCUUGCGCCCAGGGUCACGCGCGGAGUCGCCUGUGGAGCUGAACGAGAGCGAGUCGGCGCCCGUGAGAACUACGGGGUCCCAAAUUCCUACACAGCCCGCAGUCCGGUUCCCGGUCGCCGCGCCCACACAGGACAGCCCUGGCAGCAGCAGCAGCAUGUCGAGUCAGCAGUUUGUCUCUGUGUCUCCUUUGGGCUCUGCCGGCAUUCCCACGCCAGCUCAGCUCACCAAAACCAACGCACCUGUCCACAUUGAUGUAGGAGGACACAUGUACACCAGCAGCCUGGCCACUCUCACAAAGUACCCUGAGUCACGGAUUGGUCGUCUGUUUGAUGGAACAGAACCCAUAGUGUUGGACAGUCUAAAGCAGCACUACUUCAUUGAUCGAGAUGGCCACAUGUUCCGCUACAUACUUAACUUUCUCCGGACCUCAAAACUCCUCAUCCCUGAUGACUUCAAAGAAUACUCCCUUCUGUAUGAAGAGGCCAGUUUCUUCCAACUGGCUCCUCUGCAGGCUGAGCUGGAGCGCUGGAAGACUGAGCAGGAAUACAGAAAUGUGUGUCAGCAGUGUGAGUGUGUCGUGGUUCAUGUGGCUCCAGAGCUCGGAGAGAGGAUCAGCGUGAGUGCCCACCGGGGCAUGAUUCAGGAGGUUUUCCCUGAGGUCAGAGACGUCAUGACCAAUUCCCUGAACACCAGCUGCAACCAGGACUCCACACACAUCAUCCGUUUCCCUCUCAACGGCUACUGCCACCUCAACUCUGUUCAGGUGUUGGAACGGUUACAGCAGAGAGGGUUCUGGAUCACAGGUUCAUGUGGCGGCGGAGUGGACUCUUCUCAGUUUAGUGAAUACAUUCUACGAAGGGAGGGCCGAGGCAGCCAACAUCCCCCCAACCUCAUACGAAUCAAACAGGAAUUUGUGAACUGAACUCAGAGGAAAUCAACAAAGGCCAACACCAUCAACUGGUCUGUGCAAGCACGUGGACAAUUUGUCAAAUGGAGAGCAGCUUAACUUCAGCAUGAAAGAAUGCAACAACGUAACCAGACAUGAACACAGAAUCUCUUAUGUUUUUACGAGAUGUUGGUGUAUCUCCUUUGAUACUUUACUUACAGUUUCCACAUUCAUGUCAGACAGUAGUAUCAUAACAGUAAAAAAAUAAAUCCAUCAGAGCAGGGAUUGCAGGGGAUCAUGGGAUGGGAAUCAUGGGAUCAUGGGAAAUGUUGUCCUAAUUUUGAGAUAUACUAGUUUAGCAUUUCUCUUGAUAUGAAAUGGAGGUUAGUAUUUAGGGCUGUGGCGUAUGGAUAAAAUCGUUUAUCGUGGCAGAUGUCAUCAUCUACCAUGACCAUAUGUAUUUAUAAGAAUGUUGAUACUAUGUGUGAAAAUGUGCCCUCAACUUAAAUCAUGUAGCAGUUAUUUAGUGGGUUAAACAAAAUAAAGCCUAUAAUCAUAAACAACAAUCUAAUCCCUGAAAUUAAAGUGAAGUCCCGAGCCAGGUAAAUCCAGGCAUUUUGAAUGUUUGCAUUGGCAAUAAAUCCAGAUGUUUGCUCUUGGAACAACAGCUGUCAAAAACCCCU